AUGACAGGCUUUAGCAGCAUGACCUUUAUCCUGGCUUCUUUGGUGGGGCUGCUGUGCCUCUUCUGCACUUCUGAGGCCCAAAGCAAUCAAGACUGCUGCCUCUCCUACAUGAGAACUGAGCUACCUCGUCGGACCAUCAAUGGCUACACAGAGCAGUUAUCAAAUGAAGUCUGUGACAUCGGUGCUAUCAUUUUCCACACAAAGGGUGGGUUGAAAGCAUGUGCAAAUCCAGAAGACAACUGGGUGAAGAAGCGUCUUCUUUGGCUGAGCAAAAAGCUCAAGAAGAUGUCAAUGUAA
Messenger RNA from Emys orbicularis (European pond turtle), 297 nucleotides. RefSeq names its product C-C motif chemokine 20-like. The record is from RefSeq and is a predicted model, not a curated record. Gene Ontology annotation, biological process: immune response. Gene Ontology annotation, cellular component: extracellular region. NCBI's taxonomy places the organism in Eukaryota, Metazoa, Chordata, Testudines, Emydidae. The transcript is spliced from 4 exons. Gene Ontology annotation, molecular function: chemokine activity. Bases 1 to 297 code for a protein of 98 amino acids.